AUGCGCAGUAAACUUUUCCUGGUCCAAAUGGUCACAUGACGACAGGAAAAGUCUGGCUCCGGAUGCCUAGAGUCAUCUCUACCCAGAAUUUACAAAUGGAAGUAUUAUCCAGCUGACAUGGCAGGCUGAGCUUGUAAGAACCAUGUCGCUCCAAGCUCCUCGCAUGUCAGCGUUCACAUUUCAGUCCGCUGUGCACAGCGCCCACGUUCUCCAGUGUCUGAAUGACCAAAGGCAGCAGGAUGUCCUGUGUGACGUGACAGUGGUGGUGGAAAACAGGAGUUUUCGGGCCCACGGCUCUGUCUUGGCUUCCUGCAGUGAAUACUUUCACAGCAGGAUUACCAGUCUCACCAGACAGAAUCCUGUGAUCACCUUGCCUGACGAGGUGACCGUGGAGGGGUUUGAACCUUUGCUUCAGUUUGCUUACACAUCAAAUCUCCUCUUCACCAAAGAAAACAUUCAUGCCAUUCACAGCAGCGCUGAGUUUUUAGGAUUUCAAGGCUUGGAGUCAGCAUGCUUUGAUUUCCUCAUCCCAAAGUUUUCCGAAGGCAAAAGAACAUCACAGGAGGUCAAGCGUAGAGCCUGUUGUCGGAGCCGGGAGCCUAGUACCAGUUCUGGCUCCAGUGUAGAGAGCAGCCAACCAAAAUCAUCUCACAGCUCAGUGCCUUCAGCAGGUGAUGAACAAAAAGACUUCCCGUCACAGUGUCCUCAGAGUGCACAGGGACAGACGAACAGCACGGAAGAGCACUUCUGUUUGGAGAACUGUGGGCCCCAAAUGGCCCCCUUAUCCCUGGAGUUAACAGCAAAUGGUGUGUGCCCCGUGUUGUCUUUGCCAUGCCCCGACUCUGGCAAAGCAGAUCAUCCGUCUCAGUUUUGUGAAAGAGAUAUUUUAGAGAUAGGAGAUGUGUGUAAUCAAAGUGAGUUUAGUUUGGCAGACUGUGCCUUAACCUGUGAGCUUUCAACCCCAGGGGAUGUGAAUCCACCAGAACUCAUUGAGCCAGCAGGAACAGAUGUUAAACAGACUGUUGAGACGCUUGGUGCUGAAACCAACUGUAACUCCGGUUCAUGUCCACUCAGCACAUCAGGGGCAGAAAAUUGCAGCGAGUUACUAGAGCAGAGUGAGGCUGGCCUUGAACAGGGAAUGGCAGGUGAUCUCUCAGACCCUACACUAACUUCUUUAAGCCAUGAAGAGGGAUUUGGGGAGAGGAGCAGUGUGGAGAGGGAGGUGGCGGAACAUCUGGCAAAGGGAUUUUGGCCUGACCUAUGCCCAUCUCAGGCUCAGCAACUCCCCCUGGAUCCCAUGGACCAAAACAAUUUGGCAAAAGCAUCAGACUUUCAUUGGCUUAAGCAGCUGGACUUGAGCUCCAGUGCAGGAGACUGUCCUUUCCUCAGGGAACUUGGGACAGGUGAUGACCCGGCUCCACGCACUGACAGUCUGUCGCAGUCAGAGAAAAGCCCCUACAUGUCCUCCUCACUCAACUCUGGGGACGACUCAGACCUAGACACAGAUGGAGAUACUGAGGCCAACAACAAAAGAGCAGCAGAGAUUCAGCUCCCAUUCCCGGUGGAGCAGAUCUCAGCACUGAGCCGGAGUGCCUUCCAGCAGCUUCUGAGACACCAUCAACUGACUCAAGAUCAGCUGGAGUUUGUCCACGACGUCCGUCGACGAAGCAAAAACCGUGUGGCUGCGCAGCGCUGCCGAAAGAGGAAACUAGACAGCAUACACCAGCUAGAAUGUGAAAUCAAAAGAUUAAAAAGUGAGAAAGAGCGGCUGCUGCAGGAGCGAACUGAGCUGGAGCAGAACCUGGAGGAGACGCGGCAGAGUCUGUGUGGAUUAUGUAAGAGUGUCAGCAUCGAGUCUGGUUCUGAUCAGGACCACUUGCAGCUCCUUGCCAAGCUGUCCUCACCAGACUUCCCCAUCUCCUCCUCUAGCCUUAUGGGUAAAGAUGAGGAGUCCCAGAUCACUGUUGAAAUGAUCUGGUUCCUCUGAUGGCCUGUCAGGCGGUGAAUAACCAUCCUUGAGCUGCCAAAAGAAAACUGGUAUAAAUAUUAUUGAAGGUUUAAAGUUGUUGGAGUUUAUGGAGCUGUAAUGUGGACUAACACUGGUCUUUGUGCUCCCUCUCAUUCCAGAGUGGAGAUCUUGUGUCAGACAUGGUCAAACAAACCAGUAUUAAAUAGAACAACCCCUUUCAGGAGGGCCUCUUUAAAGUUGAAGAAGCAAUUUUGUCAAGAUGUUUUUGUCUUCUGAUAUGAAUUUCCUACUUCUCUCAGUCUGGACAGUGUUUGCCUUGUUGUUUCAUGUUCUUUAAAAUAGCUACUGUAGCACUUGGGGAAAUGAAAGAAAAAGCAAUCUCAUUGUGUUUUCCUCAGAACACAAUCCUCAAGGUUAAAGUGAUAAUUACACCGGCAGCCCUGAAGCGACUAAUAAACCUCGUACCUAUCUUUGAGAAGUUGGCUCAUGUACAAACACACACACACUGGCACAGAAAGCUGCAACUCUAACUCUACAAGUAGUGUUGCAUCUAAAAGUCAAAAGGAUUAGAUGAUGAUAAUGCCACAGACAUCAGAUAUCAUCUCCCCAUGCUGCCAUGACACACAUCUGUGGAAAAUCCUCAAGUUGAUGCUUGUCAAAACUGGCUUCACCUUCAAAUACCACAGCACCCCAGAGCAUUAUGAGUCGGACCUAUUUCUGAAUUUCCCUCCCUGAAAUUAGGAUUCUUCCCCGGUGUUUGUGUCUUUUAUGCACAGUUCAGAUUUUGGAGCAUUGUAGCUCAAAAAGUAAGAUUAUCCUCUUUUGCAAGCUACACAGGACGAGAGACUUGAUUUGAGGAGGAGGAAGCAGCUGUGCGGCAUGGCAAGGUCAGAGGCCCAUAAUCCGCGGCCUCAUUCAGGCGAGAUUAAAAACCUGCUCUGAGUUCUCAUUAAGAACGCAGGGUUAGAAGAUUAAAAACCAGCAAACAAAAUGAAAGCAGUUUAAGCCCAAUCCUGGAAUUCAUCAGAAUACCAAAACCUUAAACUGUCAUUACAACGUGAGAUUAAUGCAAAGCCCCCUUGAACUCUGUAUCUGUCUUCUGUGUCAGAGCCUAUAUUUCCUUUUAACCAAAAAAAAUCUGGAUUAAGAUCUCUCACUUUUUUCUGUUAUUUCUCUCCAUCUCCUUCUAUUCUGAAUUUUCUUUUUUCAUU
Toxotes jaculatrix (banded archerfish) is the source of this 3180-nucleotide messenger RNA. RefSeq names its product transcription regulator protein BACH1-like. Bases 143 to 1987 code for a protein of 614 amino acids. NCBI's taxonomy places the organism in Eukaryota, Metazoa, Chordata, Actinopteri, Toxotidae. The transcript has 6 exons. The record is from RefSeq and is a predicted model, not a curated record. Gene Ontology annotation, biological process: regulation of transcription by RNA polymerase II. Gene Ontology annotation, molecular function: DNA-binding transcription factor activity, RNA polymerase II-specific; RNA polymerase II cis-regulatory region sequence-specific DNA binding; protein binding.